AUGCCCUCCUCUGUGGCUGUUUUUUCCUGUGCUGGCUACAGGAAGCUCCUUCCCUGGUUGCUAAGGCAACCGAGGACCAUGGCCCCCAGCGGGAGUUGGGGAAGCCUUGGGCUGUCUUUCAGCUCGGCACUGUGCAGCAUGCCCGCUGACCCGCCGCUGACUGGGAGGAGGAGCCAACUUUGCAGAGGAGCUUCUCCUGGACUAGUAUGGGUCCUGCCAUCCUGCUGUCCCAUUGUGAGACAGAGCUCCAGCAUCAGAGCUAGUGCUCCUUUCUCCUUCUGCUGGCCACUUUACUGCUCUGACUCACCGUGCUCCACUACUAACAGGAGCACAGGCAGCAAGAUGUCAUCCUCGUCCUCCACCUCCUCCUCCACCGCUGCAGAUGGACAAGGAAAGCCUAUGCCUAAAUCCCCGUUUCACAAGAGGGCGAGCCUGCAGAGCACCACCAGCCCUGAUCUUUGUGGUGCAUCUGGGCCCAAGCCCCUCAAAACCCAGCGAUCCCUUCCUGGGACGCCUGUGUCUCUCACACACUGCCCAAUCGACCUGCGAACAUCAAUGGAGGAAAAGUACAAAGAAAUUGCUGAGGAGCUGUUCACACGCAGCAUGACGGAGAGCGAGAUGCGGAGUGCUCCGUAUGAGUUCCCGGAAGACAGUCCCAUCGAACAGCUGGAAGAAAGACGUCACCGCCUAGAGAGGCAGAUCAGUCAGGAUAUUAAGCUUGAGCCAGAGAUCUUGCUCCGUGCCAAACAGGACUUCAUGAAAAUCGACAGUGCUGCAGACCUAGAGUUAAUAAUGAAAGAUGCAAGUGUGGACACUGUUGAUGAUGCCUUUAAGGAGCGAGAAAUGCCCAUGGAGAGAGAGUACCAGCGGGUCUCAAUAUCUGGAGAGGAAAAGUGCGGGGUGCCCUUCACUGAUCUAGUAGAUGCUGCUAAGUGUGUGGUGAAAGCACUGUUCAUCCGGGAGAAGUACAUAAACUGCUCCCUGCAGAACUUUUGUAAGACCACCGCUCACGCCUUGCAGGACCUUGGGAUGAAGACUCUGGAUCUGGGAAUUUAUGAAGCUGUACCAGAGACCCCUGUAGAUGCUGAUGCCCCUGUCCAUCCACCUGUUUCUGAAACACACCCUUAUGACAAUCAGGACCCCAAGAACAUGCCACCAGAUACAGGAUAUGGCUGCAAGAUGGUGGAUGGAGUAGUUCAUGUCUACACUAAGAAAAACAACAUGGACAAAAGUGCAGAACUUGACCUGCUGUAUCCUGACCUCAAAGAGUAUAUUGCAGACAUGAAUGUGAUGAUGGCUCUCAUUAUCAACGGGCCAGUGAAGUCUUUCUGCUACCGUCGCCUACAGUACCUAAGCUCUAAAUUUCAGAUGCACAUCCUCCUGAAUGAGAUGAAGGAGCUGGCAGCCCAGAAGAAGGUUCCUCAUAGAGAUUUCUACAACAUAAGAAAGGUGGACACACACAUACAUGCCUCAUCCUGCAUGAACCAGAAGCACCUGCUGAGAUUCAUUAAGAGAGCCAUGAAGAAAUACCCCGAGGAGAUCGUUCACAUUGAGCACGGGCGUGGUCAGACCCUCAAGGAGGUUUUUGAGAGCAUGAACCUGACGGCGUUCGAUCUGAGUGUAGACACGCUCGACAUGCACGCGGACCGCAACACAUUUCAUCGGUUUGACAAGUUUAACGCCAAAUACAACCCCAUUGGAGAAUCCAUUCUCAGAGAGAUCUUCAUCAAGACAGACAACCACAUUGAAGGGAAAUAUUUUGCACAUAUAAUUAAGGAGGUGAUGUUUGAUUUGGAGGAGAGCAAGUACCAGAACUCCGAGCUGCGUCUGUCCAUCUACGGCCGCUCCAGAGAUGAAUGGGACAAUCUGGCUAAGUGGGCUGUCAAACACAGAGUAUAUUCUGAUAAUGUGCGCUGGCUUGUCCAAGUGCCCCGUCUGUUUGAUGUGUACCACACAAAGAAGCAGCUGGCCAAUUUCCAGGAGAUGCUGGAGAAUAUCUUCAUGCCUCUGUUUGAAGUCACGGUCAACCCCCGCAGUCACCCUGAGCUGCAUCUCUUCCUGGCGCAUGUGGUGGGCUUUGACAGCGUGGACGAUGAGUCCAAACCUGAGCACCACAUUUUCAAUCUUGACAGUCCUCUGCCAGCCAACUGGACAGAAGAAGAUAACCCGCCCUACUCUUACUACCUCUACUACACCUAUGCCAACAUGAGUGUGCUAAACCACCUGCGAAGGCGGCGAGGUUUCCAUACGUUUGUGCUGCGCCCUCACUGUGGGGAAGCGGGGCCCAUCCACCACCUGGUGUCAGGUUUCAUGCUGUCAGAGAACAUCUCUCACGGUCUGCUGCUCCGAAAGGCUCCGGUGCUGCAGUAUCUUUAUUACCUUGCUCAAGUUGGCAUUGCCAUGUCACCACUGAGCAACAACAGCCUGUUCCUUAGUUACCACCGCAACCCACUGCCAGAGUAUCUGUCCAGAGGCCUUAUGGUCUCCCUGUCCACUGAUGAUCCUCUUCAGUUCCACUUUACCAAGGAACCUCUGAUGGAGGAAUACAGCAUUGCUACUCAAGUGUGGAAACUAAGUUCAUGCGAUAUGUGUGAGCUGGCACGAAACAGUGUCCUCAUGAGUGGAUUUUCACACAAGGCCAAAAGCUACUGGUUGGGCCCAAAUUAUGCUAAGGAGGGUCCCGAGAGCAACGACAUCCGCCGCACCAACGUACCAGAUAUCCGUGUGGCGUACCGAAGCGAGACACUCACCGAGGAGCUUCAUCUCAUCACUCACGCCGUGCGCACGGACGAGCUGGACGCUAUCGAUGAGGAGGACUCUCUCACCAUGGACUCUUUCCCGGGACGGCGCUGAAAUCACAGUCAGCUGCUGACGUCCUGCAAAAAUCCACAACCUUAUGGUCCACUCAGCAUGACACUGAAGAGAUGUGCUGUGAGAGCACUAGAAACACCGCCACAAUAACUGUAGAAGUACGACAGCUACACAGCUAUGAAAAAGCCAAGGAUACAGUGCUGCCAGCGCACUUAGGCUUCAGUUACUUUAAUGUUGCUGGAAAAAAACUCCAGCCCUUUAUUAUUUCAAUUAAGGCUUCCCCAAAUGUCCAGUUUUUUUUUUUUUUUUGCUGCAACAUCUCAGUCAGCUUCAUGAAGGUUUGCAGGGAUCACCAGCAGGGUUUUCUGUGAAUGAACAGCAGGAAAACAUGUUUGUAUUCCUAUCCUGUCCUGUCAAAGCCAUCAGAUGGUCCCUGUGGUGUUUUCUGUUGUUUAGUAACGUGCUUUCAUAGUAUUAGCUGCAGUAUGUACACUGACAACCAGCACAUUUAAACUUUCCUCACAGCAAAUCUCUUGUUUUGCUUACCCUCUGCUAUAAUUCCUGCUGCUUAAUCAUUCUCAGUCCAUCUAUUAUCUGAUUACACAGAAAUAAAGAGUUGCAAAUGCAUUUUUACAGGAAUAACUCACUUUGAUUGUAGGUGGAGGUUGGCCAUACCUGCACAAGGAACUUUGACAGGCAUCAUGGUUUAAUCUACUGAAUGCUGCAGCACUAAAUUAUAGCUGUGCGUGUGUGUGUGUGUGUUGCUUGAUGUGGUUUUAAAUCAUAUACUUGCUAAAUUGCACUUUUAGGAUUGUUCUUCCGUGAUUCAGUCAGUGCAGAAAGUAACAUAAAAUAGAAGCUCCACAGCCCUUAGAGGAGAAGCAGACUUUCUGUGGUUGAUGCAAACAUUCCUUGAAGCGAACGGGCCUCUUUGGCUGCAAAUUAAGUGAUCUCAUCAAAAAUCAUUCUGGUUUGACCGUAUCGUCGUGUACCAGAAGAGAGAUGUGCACUGUACAUUUUAAUCACAGCACAAAAAAAAACAUGUUCUCACUUUUACCUCACUGUGACCACGAAGCUCCCUCUCUGUAUGUCUUUAUGGCCCUUGAUCACACUCAUUCCUUUUACUAGACAGUCAUGGAGGUUUUCCUCUUUGCAUGCAAUGCACUGUACAUAUGCACCCUGACAAGAUUUCACAGUGCCUUUUCAUUUUUAGCUGUGAGCACUGCAUGCUCACUUUUCCUCUCUCUCACCUGCUUAUUUUCCCUGAGUCAGUAAACAGUGAGCAUAUAUGCGGUUCACAGUGAUUAGCUGAAACCACCUAGCUGCAUGCUUGGUGUAAAGUAGCUUUUACUUCUGCCUUUUGGAGAAUUUAUUACUGGUUCUCUGCAUAUAAGGGAUUUUUUUGUUUUUUGCAUGCCUGCAUGAUUAAUGGAUGGCAGGAGAGGAAGAGAAUGAUGUUUACAGCAAGCUUUAACGUAAAACAUUGAAACUAUUUCAGGGCUGCCGACCAGCUUUUGAUUCAGAAUCUGUUUUGUCACGUAGCAAACAGAUUUGGAUCGCCGUUGUUCACCAUGUAUGAAUUCACAAACCAUGCUGGGACAUGGUUAAGACAUUUGCAUGGUACUUGUAGCACUUGUUUAUUUGUUUUUUUCUUUCUAACUUGCCCCAAACCCGGUCAAAGCUGGCAUCGCACACCUCGGGAUUUUUGUAUUUAUCACCUCGUACUACCUGCCACUGGACAGGAUCAAACAUCACAUCAGACUGUGAGCAUUUCUUGUUAAACCUAGAAGCUACAGAUGAGUAAUAUUGAUGCCAAGACUAGAAGAGGAUCAGUCAGAAAGUCAGAUCAGUUUUUCUUUGAAGAACCAGCUGUAAAAUAUUAGGAUAAGUAAGUGUUUGCUUUAUAGGUGGUUAGGGUAAAGGAUGAGACUGUCUUUUUUUUUCAGCGAGAAUGUCAUAGCUACAUAAGUGAAGCUCUGUAGUUGUGCGCUGAACAUAAAAUGUGAUCAUUGGCAUUCAUGUAUAAAGUGUAUUUUUUUUUAAAGGCAACAUGGAGAUGGGUAAUUUUAUCUUAUUCAUUUGUUUCCAUUGAUCGUUGUGGAUUAGUGUUAUGAAAAUAGAGUUUUUCAGUGUGGUUUUAUUUUAGUUUAUUGGUUUUUGAGUCUGUUUAAGUGGACACGACUACCUUUUUAUUAUUACAUUAGUCAUUAUUUUUGACCUGUUUUUAUUCUAGUGAACUCUCAGUAUUUUAAUACAAAUGUAAUGUCCACAACAGAUUUAGGUUUGAGAUUGGUACUUUUUACUCUAAAUAGAAUCGUGUCCCACAUCACACCAGCUGAGACGACUCAUUUGGACCUAAACUGUGUGAACACUUUGGUCUGUGCACAUUUUCAUGUAAGCCAAAACACUGAUGGAAUUUAAAUCUACACUGACAUCGGCCUUUUACUCGCUCUAAUGUUUAACAUUUAUUUGUCGACUACUUUGUAAUAUUUUGUACUGCAUUUAUGGGAGUUUUUGGUGACACUUCACCCUGCUACGACAUUUCUACCUACCUGGACCUUUUCCACCCAUUCAGUUUCCAUCCAUUCACCUUUACAUCUCAUUGUUUACUGUUUAUUAUCAUAAUUAUGUCCACCAUACAGUACACCUUACCUCAAAAGUACUGUCUUUUUGGAGCCCAGCAGUAGUAUAGUAUUCAAGACUACAGCUCACAUUAAUCAUCUGUUGUAAUACUGGAAAGUAGGUAAAAGUCCCGUUACAAUUUCCCAUAGUACAAGUUAAUAUAUUCAAAUUAAUAUAUGAUUACUGUACUGAAGCCAACUGUCAUAAAGAAAAAAACAACUCCUUAUACUUGAGAAUCUCAUAUUUUUAGUAUUUUUUUAUUAUAAAAUUACUUAAAUAUAAAUCGGUGAUUAAGCCCGGUAAAUAGUAGCACAUGAGAGAGAGAGAGACAGAAAAAACCGUUAAAGUCGAGUUUCCUUUGAACAAUAACACUGUGACUGGGAGCCAACACAAAAACACAGCAUAUAUUCAAACAUAGCGUUAAGAGUUCAUUAUCAGGAUCAACAUUUUUUUUUAUUAUUAACAUGAUCAGCAUCAUUUUAAUUUGCAUUACUAACCUCACAGUGUUUUAAGUUUUGUGAUAGUUAAACCCAGUAUGUGUUUGUGUUCAGCUGAGGGUUCUCUUUGUUUUUAUAGCCAUGUAACUGUUUAGACUUUUUUUGUUAUUCUGCCUGAUUUUAUAUCCAUUAAUCUGUAGCCUUAUUGCUUGAGAUGGACUGCCAGUGUUUUACAGAUUCAGAUGAGGCUCAUGUGUAAUGACUCAACAACAAAAUAAAGCAUGUUAAUUCACUCA
Archocentrus centrarchus (flier cichlid) is the source of this 6166-nucleotide messenger RNA. RefSeq names its product adenosine monophosphate deaminase 2a (gene ampd2a). Gene Ontology annotation, molecular function: AMP deaminase activity. The record is from RefSeq and is a predicted model, not a curated record. Gene Ontology annotation, biological process: IMP salvage; AMP metabolic process. Gene Ontology annotation, cellular component: cytosol. The transcript is spliced from 18 exons. NCBI's taxonomy places the organism in Eukaryota, Metazoa, Chordata, Actinopteri, Cichliformes, Cichlidae. Bases 1 to 2853 code for a protein of 950 amino acids.